Molecule: messenger RNA, 798 nt
Organism: Neoarthrinium moseri
Lineage: Eukaryota; Fungi; Ascomycota; Sordariomycetes; Amphisphaeriales; Apiosporaceae
Exons: 3
Coding region: 1-798 (265 amino acids)
Source: RefSeq, a predicted model, not a curated record
AUGGUGUCCACGAAGUAUCUCUGGGCUACCGCGCUCUUUGGCCUGGCCAUUGCCCAGCAAAACCAGCAAGGUCAACAACAGCAAAAUAAUAACAAUAACAACAACCAGCAGGGCCAGCAGGGACAGCAGAAUAACAAUAAUAACAACAACCAAGGGCAGCAGAACAAUAACAACAAUAAUAACAACAACAACAACAACAACGGCGCCACUGCCACGCUUGACCCAGAAGUCAUCCAAACUGGCUCAUUCGUUGAUGGCACUCAAGACGCAGGUGCAGAGGAGGGUCAAGCCCCGUCUGCGACAUCGCAGGACAACUUCAUUAACUUCUGCAAGGGCAAGACGUUGACUAACGGACUUCAAGUCCAGGGAGGCUCCUGCAACGGCAUUGUCAUGGGCAACAUUCCCGCCAAAAAUCAGAUGAUCUCGUCUAUCAUCGUCAAUCCCAAGACUAAUGAUCAACUCGAGGAGGGACAGGACUUCCAGAUCCAGGUCCAGGUGGACAACUUGGUAGCAGGAUCCUUCACCAACCCCGACACCACGUACUAUGCCGCACCUCAGGAUCUUCAGGGUGGUCAGAUCGUCGGCCAUACCCAUGUGACUGUCCAGGAUCUAGGCAACAGUCUGAACCCUACUCAGCCGCUGGAUGCUACUCAAUUUGCUUUUUUCAAGGGUAUCAACGACGCCGGAAAUGGUAAUGGCCUACUCGCCGCAGACGUUGCGGGUGGUCUUCCAGCGGUGCUUGGUUCUGCCAAGUACGAAGUGAACAUGAAUUCCGGAAGAUGGAACACCUUGAGUUAA